CAAAACGAUAGACAGGUUAGUUAAGCUGGUUGUACACAGUCGAGUUCACACACAGAGUAUUUUAAUUUACUAUUUCUUCUAAUUGCUUGUGUUGAAUAAACCUUCAGUAGGUUCAUUUUGACCUACAGAGAAAGCAGAUGGAUUACACCAACCUCACACUUUUUAUCUUUAUAUGGAUUUUUGUUCCAUCCUGAUGAUCAGAAGAGUGUUUGAGGAUUUAACAGAUUUCUUGAGAACAACAUGGACGUUAAACCUGUAAAUCCUGAACCAUGAAAUCAUUGCUCGAUAAUUCAAAUUUUAUUGGUCCAACGCAUCAAACGUGACUCCAACGUCACUUCCGUACGAGACGUUGCAUCCUGUAAGUGUGGAGUUUGACCGAGCGGCUGAACGACAGAUCGGUUCUAACAGUCAGUGACUUUCAGCUUUAUUUAAACCUUAAAUUUAAUCUUGUGUCGUCAGAUUUAAACUCAGGUUCAGUUAUUGAGUGAAAACACCAACAGACUCAGACAUUUAGGACAAACUAAGAGUCAGAUGAGCAGAAACAGAGAACACGGACAUGUCUGCUGUAACUGCGUCACUCUGCUCCACUUUGCUGAUGUUCGAUGGAGUCUUCAUGUUUGUCUCUGCAGAUUUUCCACCCUGAUGACCACAGAGGCCUUUGAGGCUUCCAGACGUCCUUCACAACAACACACUGGAUGAACUGGUGAUUUACACAGGCUACUGGUUUUGUAAACUGGUGCAGGCUGCUGCUGGUUCUCAGGUUAGUCAGAGUUAUGUCGCGGUGUUGUUUGAUAAGCUGCUCGGCAGACACAGACCUCCGACCUCGGAGCUGAAGCUGAAUCAGGAAGAGGCGGAGCAGGAUGUGAGCUUGAAACUUGCUGUGGGAAACAAACUCGGUGCAGAGACAAAACAAACUUCUGCUUCAAAGACACAAACUGUUCAUACAUGACGACUGACACAUGAAACAGGUUCAGAUCUUUCCUGCCAGGAUGCUUCAAGAACUGAAGAAAUAAAACUUUCUUUCCACUUCACCUCUUCUGUUGUGACGCACUUGUUUCUGCUCGACCCCGCAGUGCAGCGCACCAAACGUCACAAUGACACAACUUCCUGAAAACAAACCUUACUGAUCCAAUUGCUUUUUUAAGCCUAAAUUUUAAUCUCAUGACAGACUGAGACAUUUAGAAAAAGCUAAGAGUCAGAUCAAGAACCCGGAAAUGUCUGCUCUAAUUACGUCACUCUGCUCCACUUUGAUGUUUGCCGUGUUCGUCUCUGCAGACCAGAAAAACAUCACAGCUGAGUCUGGACAGGACGUGACUCUGACAAGUCGAGCUCCAAACAACAACAAGAUCAUCGUUGUAGAGUGGAGCAGAGCUGACCUGGAGUCACAUCAUGUGCUUUUGUACAGGGAUGGGCAGUUUGAUCCAGAUGGCCAGCAUCCAUCUUUUAAGAACCGGGUGGAUCUGCAGGACAGACAGAUGAAGGAUGGAGACGUGUCUUUGAUUCUGAAGAAUGUGAUGAUUAAUGACACUGGAACAUACGAGUGUCGUGUUCAGAGACAGAGAGAAAUUUUAAGUCUCAUCACCAGUGUCUACCUGCAUGUUGAUCCUCCAGGUCAAUCAGGAGGGAACAAAGAUGGAGGGAGAGAGGAUGGCUCUCUUGGACUGAAAAUUGGUCUGUCAGUUUGUGCUGUGCUUCUUGUUCCUGCUGUUGUUGGAUUUUUGAUCUACAGAAAACAUAAACAACAACAGAUGAUCUGAUCAUCCAGCAGACAGACAUCAAACACGUCCAGAGUUGGUCUGAUGUUAAAUUUCUCUGUGUUCUCUGUGUUUCUCACGUGUUCAGACUGUGUCAGUGUGUUUCUGUGCUGUCUGUCAGUGUUUGUUCAUCCUCAGUGUUGUCAGAGAAACAAACUUUUCCUGUUUUAGCAUCUUAAUCAACCAAAAAGUGAUUUAGUUUUUUUUAUUUCUUUUUGUUGUAAAAAAAAAAAAAGUACAUUUGAAGUUUCAUGGAUAACAACAAAAACUAUAUUUAGGCAUUAAAAGUAUUUCUUAAUCCACACAUUAAUAAAUGUUAUGCUCGAUCAAAAUGUAUCCUGAGGUUUUAGUGGUUUGACCAAACAGUAUCAAGUACGUGAGUUAUGAGGAUUCCUCUGUUACAACAAACAAAGCUGUUGAUUUGUUUUGAAAUGAUUUGCACUUUAUUGCUUUUGAAAGAAUGAUGUAUGCAACUUCAUUUUUGUUUGUGAAAUGUUUUGCUUAUAUGAUUUGUCUUGUGUAUGUGUAGAUUAUUGAGUGAAUGGAUUAAUUGCUAAGUUCUAGAAAAAGUGUUACAGUUAUGCAAGACACUCUGAAAUUAGAGCUACGCAGCACUCUCUACAGCAAGUUGAAUGCACCUCUCUCUCUUUCCCUCGAAUCUGUCUUUCUCUCAGGUCUUGUUGUGGUUUCUGUGCUAUCUGUCAUCCAAAGCACAGUUAGACACUGUGUAACUGUUUUCUAUGAGAGUGUCACACAUCUGUUCCCAGGAUAACUUUGUAAGAAGUGCAUAAAUAAAACUCAGCUGUCUUUCACUUUGAA
Oreochromis aureus is the source of this 2573-nucleotide messenger RNA. Its product is annotated as coxsackievirus and adenovirus receptor-like. The transcript is spliced from 6 exons. Bases 1215 to 1757 code for a protein of 180 amino acids. Lineage: Eukaryota; Metazoa; Chordata; Actinopteri; Cichliformes; Cichlidae. Gene Ontology annotation, biological process: cell surface receptor signaling pathway; negative regulation of T cell proliferation; cellular response to lipopolysaccharide. Gene Ontology annotation, cellular component: external side of plasma membrane. The record is from RefSeq and is a predicted model, not a curated record.